AGUCCCGGUCAGUUGGGGGGGUUAUCUUUCGCCAGAGCUCGGCUGGUGGGCGCAUUGGUCCCUGCAACGUUCACCCGGUAGGAUUUCUCAGAUACCGAUCCAAUCAUGUCUAAAGGAAAGGAUAUGGGCUCUGCCUUCAUCCAGACGCAGCAGCUCCACGCUGCCAUGGCCGACACUUUCCUGGAGCACAUGUGUCUUCUGGACAUCGACUCCGAGCCAGCCGUGGCUCGCAACACCGGAAUCAUCUGCACCAUCGGACCCGCCUCCCGAUCAGUGUCCAUGGCCAAGGAGAUGAUCAAAUCUGGGAUGAACAUUGCAAGAAUGAACUUCUCUCACGGAACUCAUGAGUAUCAUGCUGAGACCAUCAAGAAUGUCCGUGAAGCCACCGAGAGCUUCGGAUCCGGCACCAUCGAGUACAGACCAGUGGCCAUCGCUCUGGACACCAAGGGACCCGAAAUCAGGACUGGACUCAUCAAGGGCAGUGGCGAAGCUGAGGUCGAGUUGAAGAAGGGAGGUCACAUCAAGCUGACCCUGGACGACAAGUACAAGGACAACUGUGAUGAGAAGCACCUGUGGUUGGACUACAAGAACAUCACCAAGAUCCUUAAGGUCGGAGCUCACGUCUACAUCGACGACGGCCUCAUGUCCCUGAAGGUCAAGGAAGUUGGCGCUGACUUCCUGGACUGUGAGAUUGAGAAUGGUGGAACUCUGGGCUCUAAGAAGGGUGUGAACUUGCCCGGUGCUGCUGUGGACCUGCCCGCUGUCUCUGAGAAGGACAUCCAGGAUCUGCAGUUCGGUGUGGAACAGGGAGUGGACAUGGUCUUCGCCUCCUUUAUCCGUAAGGCAGCUGAUGUACACGCCGUCAGGAAGGUGCUGGGAGAGAAGGGCAAACACAUCAAGAUCAUCUCCAAACUGGAGAACCACGAGGGCGUCCGCAGAUUCGAUGAGAUCCUGGAGGCUAGCGAUGGCAUCAUGGUUGCCCGCGGUGACCUGGGUAUUGAGAUCCCCACAGAGAAGGUGUUCAUCGCCCAGAAGAUGAUGACCGGACGCUGCAACAGGAUCGGCAAGCCCAUCACCUGCGCCACACAGAUGCUGGAGAGCAUGAUCAAGAAGCCCCGCCCUACUCGUGCUGAGGGUUCCGAUGUCGCCAAUGCCGUUCUGGACGGUAACGACUGCAUCAUGCUGAGUGGUGAGACCGCCAAGGGAGACUACCCACUUGAGGCUGUCCGCACACAGCACAAGAUUGCUCGUGAGGCAGAGGCCGCCAUGUACCACAGGCAGAUGUUUGAGGAAAUCCGUCGUACCUCCCACCUGACCCGUGACCCCACUGAGUCCGUUGCCAUUGGCGCCGUCGAGGCUUCCUUCAAGUGCUGUGCCAGUGCCAUCAUCGUGCUCACCAAGACUGGCAGGUCCGCCCAUCUGCUGUCCAGGUACAGGCCCCGUGCCCCCAUCAUCGCUGUGACCCGCUGCGGCCAGACCGCCCGUCAGGCCCAUCUGUACCGCGGUAUCUACCCAGUGCUGUACACCAAGCCUGCCAACGAUGUCUGGGCCGAGGAUGUCGACCUCCGCGUCAACUUCGCCUUGGAGAUGGGCAAACACCGUCACUUCUUCAAGUCUGGAGAUGUCAUCAUUGUCGUGACCGGAUGGCGUCCAGGCCCUGGUUACACCAACACCAUGCGUGUUGUGCUUGUUCCUUGAACAAACUCCAAAGGACAUUACUCCUCCCCCCUUUACCCAUCUCCUGUUCCUAUAACUCCUCCCCCCUUUACCCAUCUCCUGUUCCUAUAACUCCUCCCCCCUUUACCCAUCUCCUGUUCCUAUAACCCCCCCCCUUUACCCAUCUCCUGUUCCUAUAACUCCUCCCCCCUUUACCCAUCUCCUGUUCCUAUAACUCCUCCCCCCUUUACCCAUCUCCUGUUUCUAUAACUCCUCCCCCUUUACCCAUCUCCUGUUUCUAUAACUCCUCCCCCUUUACCCAUCUCCUGUUUCUAUAACUCCUCCCCCCUUUACCCAUCUCCUGUUUCUAUAACUCCUCCCCCUUUACCCAUCUCCUGUUUCUAUAACUCCUCCCCCUUUACCCAUCCCCCCCGGAAGACAUCUAUUUGUCCUCCACGAUUCUCUCGACUCCACCUUUGUAACCAAGACAACCUAGGUAACCUAGGGAACCAAACAGCAACACCAGGCCACUUCUUCAAAGGACGUUUGGGUGGUGCCAUUCAUACACAGACAGUCACUUUCCAACACUCCUUUAAUUCCUAUGUUACUAUUACAUAGGUGUUUCACCUCCUGUGUCCAAGUCAUCCUUCGACAGGUUACACACCCUGCUGAAAACACACACCUGUCCUGACUGAGUUUUCACAGUGAACAAUAUGAAGUACAUGUUUGUUGUUUCCUUCUACAUGUACAUUGUACCGUAAUCACACCUCUGCAUGUCAGAGUCACUCGUUGUCAGUGGCUUUGUGGUCGUUGACGUGGGUUAUGAAUAUAUAACGAGGAUCCUGCUCUAUGUGGGUCUUUCUCGUCACCUGGUAGACAGGUAAGACUCCACUGACAUGUUGAAGGUAACGGUAACAUCAUGUUGUUGCUGAGGGUUAUGGGGGAUCUGGGCAUGACUGGGUUUCCAUUAAAAAGAUGAACACCUGA
Oncorhynchus masou masou (cherry salmon) is the source of this 2643-nucleotide messenger RNA. RefSeq names its product pyruvate kinase PKM-like. Gene Ontology annotation, molecular function: pyruvate kinase activity; potassium ion binding; magnesium ion binding. The record is from RefSeq and is a predicted model, not a curated record. Gene Ontology annotation, biological process: glycolytic process. NCBI's taxonomy places the organism in Eukaryota, Metazoa, Chordata, Actinopteri, Salmoniformes, Salmonidae. Gene Ontology annotation, cellular component: cytoplasm. The transcript is spliced from 11 exons. Bases 106 to 1698 code for a protein of 530 amino acids.